AGAGGUGAACAGCACACACAUCCACCACACCACCUCCGGCCACCACACCGUCUUCACCCUCACGCCCACCACACCAUGGCGCCCUGGACUAGCUUGGCGCUGUUGUCCGCACUAGCGGUUAGCACGCUUAGUUCGCCUCGGCCCGACGAAAGUGCUUACAAAAUUCCGCAUGUGGGCACUGGACGACGUUCCCAGUACUAUGUUCAACACGCGGAUGGAACCUUCAAGUACGGCUAUGACACAGGUGAGGGAGCCUUCGAGGGUGCUCGUUCAUCCAGGGUUGGUCAGGUAGAUGGAAACUUCGGCUACAGGGACCCUGAAGGCAACAAUAUUCACCUCCAGUAUGUAGCUGAUGAGGGUGGAUUCCAGCCCAAGGGUGCCCAUCUCCCUGUCCCGCAUCCUGACUUUGCUCUUGCCCACGCUGAGGCUCGUGCUCGCCCUUCAUUCACCGACCCCCUUGCUGAUCCAAACGCCGAUGCCUCAUAUGGCUUCCAGUUCGCUGGAGAAGGUCAGACACGUAGCGAACAAAGUGAUUCAGACGGUAAUGUGCGUGGCUCUUACACUUACACUGACGAAGAAGGUCGCACACGAACCUACACUUACACAGCCGGUCGUGGCACUGGUUUUGUUGUCGAGGGUGACGAUCUACCGCAGGCACCAGAAGAUCCUGCGUCCACUCCAGCAGCGACCAGACUCUCCUCUUUUCCUGCAGCAUUCCCUUCUUCUAGUUUGCGACCUACUUCUCCAGCAUCCUCUGCCUCCUUCAGAGCAUCUACAGCUUCAGGAGCUCCAUCUCGUCCCUUCAGCACACCUUCAGGCACCCCAGCUGGGCCCGUGUCUUUCCAAAGAAGUACUGGAAGCUCAGAUCCUUCUUAUUCUUUUUCCUUCGACGCUGGUGAUCACUCACGUUCUGAGUCUGCUGACGCUAACCUCAAUGUUGAUGGAAAAUUUUCUUUCGUGGCUGACGACGGUGUCAGACGCAGUGUCACUUACGAAGCUGGAAGUGACACGGGAUUCCUGGCUCGAGGCGAUCACCUUCCACGAGCACCACAGUCACACUCCGGGUCUCAAACUACAUCAUCUGCAUUUUCAUCAUCACAAACCCCUUACCGCAGUCCAUCAGCGUCCCUACCUUCUUCCGUCUCUAGCACCCCAACUUUCUCUCGCUCACCAUCUGCUCCACGUCUUCCCGGCUUCACAAGCUCACAAACUCAGUACAGCUCCCCGUCCUCACGUCCCUCAGCACGCCCAUACACAGGUCAGUUCGAACCUGCCAAUACUCGCAGCCAACAGUCACCUGACGGAAGUUAUUCAUUUGCUUACGAAACGUCCAGUCACUCACGAGCAGAAUCAGGUGACAGAGACAACAACGUGGUGGGAAACUUCGACUUUGUUGCUGAUGAUGGACAGCGACGAGCUAUUGAAUAUGAAGCUGGGUCCCGUACAGGAUUUAUUGCUAAGGGUGAUCACAUUCCUGUAGGACCCGCGGUUCCAGGAGCACCCUCCGGUCAACCAACAGGUAGAAUCGUCCCUGUUCAAGAGGUCCCCUUCGUCGACCCUCUCGCUGACUCCAACGCUGAUGCCUCCUAUAACUUCGCCUUUGACUCGGAGCAAUAUUCACGCUCAGAGAGCGCAGACGCCGACGGCAAUGUCCGUGGCACUUACACAGUGGUAGACGAUGACGGCACUCGACGCACUCACCGAUUCCGGGCAGGUGAGGGCAUCGGCUUUGAAACUGAGGAAGUGUCAACUUCACGUGGUCCUCCUCCAUCUCGCUCUCCAUCAUCUGCCACCUUCCGCAGCCCAGCGGCCCCCGGCACAGCGGUGUCAUCUUCUACUUCCUUCACUGCACAACCUCAAGGCAGUUUCCCGUCUCCCUCCACUAGAACUGCCUCAACAAGGUCCUCAUCAUCUUCCUUCUCGCCAUCGGCAACAGGCACCAGGCCGGACGCCUCUAACUUCCAGCUUCGCCAGUACGAUGCCUCAGAGAACCGUGGUAAAUAUGGUUAUGUACUGACAUUUGACAAUUAACUAAAACAAUACAAAAGGCUUACCGCUGCUUCUUCUGAUUUAAGAAGAAAUUUGUGAAAACAUCUCACACUUAAAACAAGUUAAUUACAAACUGUUAUCUGCCAAUGCCUAUAAAGUUAUAUCUGUACAUAUAUAUAUUUACGAAUGAACAAGUUGCAUUACAAAAAAUACAAAAAAAUAUGGACUACGAGGUAUAAUGUCAUACUUCAUGUAACAUUUGUUGUCCCUUUAAUCGCGCAGUAAAAAUCUAUAAAAAUAAAUGUUUAUAUGUGCAUUACUGUCCCCCAAAAAUUAUGAAUUAUCAGAGGCAGUAAACAUGCCUGUUUGAGGUCCUGUCAGGGUAGACCAGCUUAGGACCAUGGCAGUAAGUGUGGAUAUGAGUCUCCCCUUUUAUCUUCUAAAUGCCACAUUAUGUCUAAGAAUUAAAAUAUAAUAAAGAGGUAAACACCU
This is a messenger RNA of Homarus americanus (American lobster), 2481 nucleotides long. RefSeq names its product DNA-directed RNA polymerase II subunit RPB1-like. The transcript is spliced from 2 exons. Gene Ontology annotation, cellular component: chitin-based extracellular matrix. The coding region runs from base 76 to 2031 and encodes 651 amino acids. Lineage: Eukaryota; Metazoa; Arthropoda; Malacostraca; Decapoda; Nephropidae. Gene Ontology annotation, molecular function: structural constituent of chitin-based larval cuticle. The record is from RefSeq and is a predicted model, not a curated record.